Cornus florida is the source of this 1578-nucleotide messenger RNA. RefSeq names its product protein DUF642 L-GALACTONO-1,4-LACTONE-RESPONSIVE GENE 2-like. Lineage: Eukaryota; Viridiplantae; Streptophyta; Magnoliopsida; Cornales; Cornaceae. The record is from RefSeq and is a predicted model, not a curated record. The coding region runs from base 294 to 1481 and encodes 395 amino acids. Gene Ontology annotation, cellular component: plasma membrane. The transcript has 3 exons.
CACUGAGAAAUACUUUUCUCGCCGUUCUUACAAAUAAAUAAAAAUAAAUGAACACACUUUUUUGAAAAAAAAAAAAAACCAAACAAAAGUGAUCUUUGAUUUAAAUAAAGUAAUUUGCAACUUGAGUUGAAAGAGUAAAGCGACCAAAGAGCUGGAUGCAGUAUACCCGGAAUCUUAAAUAAAACGACAAUUCAUCUGUGUCUUACUCUCUCACUCCCUCUUUCGCGUACUCUGUUUUUAGAGAGAGGAAGAGAGACUGGUGAGUGAAAGAUAGAGAGGAUUCGGCCGUGAGGAUGGUUUGGGACACAACAAGAGGCAAAUGGGUCUCACUGUGUAUGCUUCUGGUUCUGGUUUCUCAUUCAGCUGCUGAUGUACUAGCAGAAGACGGUCUACUGAUCAACGGUGAUUUCGAGACACCACCUACAGGCGGUUUUCCAAACGAUGGUCUUGGAGAUGGGCCCACCACAAUCCCCAGCUGGAAAUUAAACGGCACCGUAGAAUUAAUCGCAUCUGGGCAAAAACAAGGUGCGAUGUUCCUCAUCGUACCACAAGGUACACACGCAGUGCGACUCGGCAACGACGCCGAGAUCAGCCAACAAAUCAAGCUGGAGAAGGGCUCGCUCUACUCCGUCACGUUCAGUGCCGCCCGCACGUGCGCUCAGCUCGAGUCACUCAACGUGUCGGUCCCACCGGCAUCACAGACCAUUGAUUUGCAGACCCUGUACAACGUGCACGGCUGGGAUACGUACACGUUUGCGUUUCUGGCGGAGGAGGAUGAUGCGCCGGUGGUGUUUAAGAACCCCGGGAUGGAGGAUGACCCCACGUGUGGACCCAUCAUUGAUGACGUUGCAAUCAAGAAGCUCUUCACUCCUGAUAAACCCAAAGAUAAUGCGGUACUCAACGGUGAUUUUGAGGAAGGCCCAUGGAUGUUCAGAAAUGCCUCUCUAGGCGUAUUACUCCCCACUAACCUCGAUGAAGAAACAUCCUCGUUGCCCGGUUGGAUUGUUGAAUCAAACAGGGCCGUCCGUUACGUUGACUCGUACCAUUUCACAGUUCCAGAAGGCAAACGUGCCAUCGAAUUGCUCUCCGGCAAAGAAGGCAUAAUCUCCCAAAUGGUUGCGACCACGCCAAACAAGCCAUACAGACUGACCUUCUCUUUGGGACAUGCCGGGGACUCGUGUAAGCAACCACUAGCAGUUAUGGCCUAUGCUGGAGAUCAAGCCCAGAGCAUCCAUUACACGCCCAAUGCUAAUGCCACCUUCCAGACUGCUGCUCUGAACUUCACUGCCAAGGCUGAGAGGACACGCGUUGCGUUCUGCAGCGUGUAUUACAAUACGAGAAGCGAUGAUCAGAGCUCUCUGUGCGGGCCGGUGGUGGAUGAUGUGAGGGUAGCUGUGUCAGGAUGUGAUAGGAAGAGGGUUGGAGAGUUGCUGUUGACAUUGGGCUUGGGGAUUGGAUUGUUUGUUUUGGUUUUGCUUUAGUUUGAAGGGUUUGUUUGGUUGGCAAAGCUCUAUGUGUUAUGUUGUAUGGUUUGGCAUGCAAGUGUUGGUAAAUCAUAUUCCCAUGUCUGUUUUUAUA